AUGAACAUGGAGGCCGCCACCACAACUACGGAGGGAGGUCAAGGUGCCACCACCACCACUACACAACAACAACAAGAAGAAGGAGCCACAUCAUCGCCGGGAAUGAUGAAGGUGACGGUGAUGGGGCCGCCGGGGAGUGGCAAGACCACGGUCCUGCAGCUGCUGAGCCAGCACUACGGCCUGACGCCCAUCAAGACGGGCGAGAUCGUCAUCGACCACGCCCUGCGACUCAAUGGCACCGAGGACAGCUCGGGGCUGGGCCAAAAGCUGCGCGACUUCUUCUACCAGAAGAAGGACAAGACCCAGCGCCCGCCCAUCGAGCUCGUGGUGCCGCUCAUCGCCGAGCACGUGCGGCGCGCCGAGCUGGCCAACCCGCACGGCUGGAUCAUGGAGCGCGGCAUCCGCGAGCCCGAGCACUACGAGGCAUUUCGCAACGCCGACCUCCUGCCCGACAGGGUGGUGGUGCUGGAGGUGGGACCGGAGACGAUAAACAAGCGGCUGAGCAGCCGCAGGAUUGAUCGCACGCAGGACAGGGUGUAUUCGAUUGAUGAGCUCUCCUCCCCUUCCCUUCGACCACGAGAUCAAGAGGUCCUGCGGCGACUCCAGAAGAGGAAGCACGACGACCCGGCUGAUGUGGCUCGCCGCACGCGCCGGUACCGGUCAGAGGGCUACGUCGUGCGCCUGCUCUACCCUCCGAACACCGUGCGCGAGUUCGACGCGUCGCAGCCCAUCAGCGCGCUGCUGCCCCAGAUCACCAAGUGGCUCGACGCCUCGUACCACUUGCAGCCUGCAACGCACAACAACACCGCCGACCAACCCUGA
Messenger RNA from Acanthamoeba castellanii str. Neff, 822 nucleotides. RefSeq names its product adenylate kinase, putative. Gene Ontology annotation, cellular component: cytoplasm. Gene Ontology annotation, biological process: nucleoside triphosphate biosynthetic process. The record is from RefSeq and is a predicted model, not a curated record. Gene Ontology annotation, molecular function: nucleoside diphosphate kinase activity; AMP kinase activity; ATP binding. NCBI's taxonomy places the organism in Eukaryota, Discosea, Longamoebia, Acanthamoebidae. The coding region runs from base 1 to 822 and encodes 273 amino acids. The transcript is spliced from 3 exons.